AUGGUGUAUACAUCUACUCUCCUCUCCUUACUUGCCCUGUCCACGGGGACGUGGGCAAGUUACAAUGCGAACUUGAACUAUCGCAGCCCUUCGACCCGCCACACAGGCAUGGGAAUAAACAUCGACUCCGUCCAUCGUCGCAGUCUCGCAAAACGUGAUGAAGCCCCCUUCAAUCCCUCUCAGUUAAACUUCACCCAUGGUGUAGCAUCAGGUGACCCCUACGCGGACAGUGUGAUCCUCUGGACUCGUGUCGCUCCCUCCCUGGAGGCUGACAGAAGCAAUGUGACUGUGUCGGGGACCGUGGGGUUGUACAACCAUGAUACCGAACCGUAUAUCAAGGCCUCGGCGCACCCUAUCUGUGUCGACUAUCGGGUGUAUGAGGAUAAAGAGGGCCGAAGAGUGGUCGAUAAAGGGAGGGCUUAUACUACCAGUGACAUUGACUAUACUCUAAAGGUAGAAGCUAGUGGACUCAAGCCGUUCACGACGUACUGGUACCAAUUCCAAGUUUGCAACUCGAAUGUCACCAGUCCGCUUGGAAGGACCAAGACUGCCCCGGGCGCCGAUGAUGCUACCGAGGAAAUUAACCUGGCUGUUUAUUCUUGCAGUAACUACCCGAAUGGAUAUUUCAACGCAUAUGGAAAUGCCGUCCGGAAGGACAGCGUCGACUAUGUACUCCAUCUUGGAGAUUAUAUUUAUGAAACUAAGAAGGGUGUAGUCGGACGGGAUGAGCGAGCUGUCCGUCCGGAGCGAGAGAUCUUCUCUCUCUACGAUUAUCGGACUCGGCUUGGGCAUUAUCGCACUGAUCUCGACCUUGCCGCGUCCCAUCAGAACUUCGCUUGGAUUCCUGUCUGGGAUGACCACGAAAUCGCCGACAACGGAUACAGAGACGGCUUUAGCCAUCUCAACAACACAGAAGAAUCCUUCCGCAAUGACAGCCCUCAAAUCAGCGUCGACCAGCGCAAGAUGAACGCCGUCCGGGCGUAUUUCGAAUGGAUGCCUCUUCGUCAAGUCGACAUGGACGAUGGCCUCCGCAUUUGGCGCUCUUUCAAAAUGGGAAACCUUUUUGAUCUGAUCAUGUUGGAUACUCGUAAUUACGAUCGCAGCAUUACUGACCUUUCUAACCUGUCAGAUUGGAAUACGGACUAUAUCGAAGAGAUCCACAACGACGCCGGUCGGACCUUGAUGGGAGGUCGUCAGGAGUCGUGGUUCGAGAAGCAGUUGACGGCGUCUAACGAGCGCGGAGCGAAGUGGCGUAUUAUCGGGAGUCAGCUUCGCUUUGCUCGUCUGGGACGGGAGACUAAUGGAGAGGUUACGUAUAACAUGGACUCUUGGGAGGGCUACCGCGCGAACCAAAACCGUACGCUGAAGCACCUGUACGAUAACAACAUCGGCAAUAACAUUAUGAUCGCGGGUGAUACACAUGUCAACUGGGUAAGCGAUAUUGCCUGGGUCGGCGAGAAGCCUUAUGACGGUAACACUGGCGUUGGUGCCAUCGGAGUCGAAUUUGCUGGCACAGCGGUGAGCAGCUCCGGGUUUGGGGGUACUAUCAACAGCGCCGAACAGACUGCUGCUUCUUACGCGCGCAAUGAGGAUCUACAAUGGAAUGAAGGCUACUACCGCGGGUACUUUGAGCUGCGGAUGAGACAGAACGAGAUGGAGGCGAGAUACUUUGGAUGUCCUACUGUGGCUACCCGGAAUAGUUGGGAAAUCCCUCUGGCCAACUUUACGGUCAAACAUGAUGAUAACCAUCUGGCUCGACCUAUUGCUGGUGGACAGGUGGAAGCGGGUUUUACCCAUCAGGGCGAGGUGAAGCACAGCAACCUUACACUUAACACGGAGACGGGCGAGUGGCAGGUUAUUGGGUUUGACCAGAUGUUUGUUAAAUAUCAGUAA
Aspergillus caelatus is the source of this 1893-nucleotide messenger RNA. Its product is annotated as alkaline phosphatase D family protein. Bases 1 to 1893 code for a protein of 630 amino acids. Lineage: Eukaryota; Fungi; Ascomycota; Eurotiomycetes; Eurotiales; Aspergillaceae. The transcript has 10 exons. The record is from RefSeq and is a predicted model, not a curated record.